Molecule: messenger RNA, 462 nt
Organism: Quercus lobata
Lineage: Eukaryota; Viridiplantae; Streptophyta; Magnoliopsida; Fagales; Fagaceae
Exons: 1
Coding region: 1-462 (153 amino acids)
Source: RefSeq, a predicted model, not a curated record
AUGAGUGUUUUUCGUCUCCCUAUUGGUUUGCUCAAGGACAUUGAAGCCAUGAUUCGGAAGUUUUGGUGGGUUUGUUCGGAAAACUCUAGAAAAAUUCAUUGGGUUCGGUGGGAGACUCUUUGUUCCUCAAAAUCGGUUGGUGGUAUGGGUUUUAGGGACCUUCGAAUGUUCAAUGAUGCUAUGAUAGGAAAGCAAGUUUGGCAUUUGUUUCAUGAUAGGAAUUCUUUGGUCUUUAAGGUAUUUCGAGCUAAAUAUUUUCUGUCUGGUAAUAUCUUUGAUGCUAAAGAAUCUCCUAGAUGUUCCUUCGCUUGGAGGAGUAUUUUGCAAGCCCGAGAGGGGGUUUUGAGGGGUGCUCGUUGGCGGGUGGGCAAUGGGAAAGAUAUAUCUAUUUGGCAGCAUUGUUGGCUUCCGUCUGCUAGUAGUGGCUGUGUGAUUUCACCCCAGCGGGACCAGUCCCUUUAG